Messenger RNA from Entrophospora sp. SA101, 288 nucleotides. NCBI's taxonomy places the organism in Eukaryota, Fungi, Glomeromycota, Glomeromycetes, Entrophosporales, Entrophosporaceae. The record is from the annotation of a GenBank genome assembly.
AUGACGACAGCAACUACUUUGCGUUAUCAAGAAAGACGUGCAACUCCUUCACAUCAUCAAACAUGCCUACAAUGCAUUCAAUUCUAUACUUCUUAUCUCACGCCACAUAAUCGUGCAAAUGCUCAUCCUCAUCAAAAUCCACUACCUCCACCUCCACAUCAUCAACCUGUUGAAAAUGAAAAUGAAUCACGUAACGAAAUAUCUGUGUUGAUGUAUCACAAGAGCAGUGAUAUUAAACAAAGCAAUGAUCCAAGUUGUUUCUGUGGGGCAUUAUUACGUUGCUUAUGA